CGCGUCGAUUCACGUCGUCGUCGCAGCACGCAUCUCGUUCACGCUUUGUCACCCUACCAUUAGAACUUCUCUCAUCACUUCGAAAUGUCUGACGAUGAGUACGGCGGCGGCCCAGGCGAUGACUACGAUGAGCCAACGUACGAUGAGCCCGAGGAGCCCGACUACGAUGAGCCUGAUGAGGUAGAAGACGUCGGCGGAGGCGCCGAUGAAGAGACUCGCGACGCAGAGAACAUCAUAGCGAGCGGCGAUGCAGCGGCGGCGGCACGGGCGGCGGAAGAAGCCAAGAAGAAAAGUAAAAAUACGGUAGCGAGCGAGAAAGAAAAGAUGAUCCCGAGAGAGGAGCGAAAGACGACACCGUACAUGACUAAGUACGAGAGGGCGAGGGUGUUGGGAACUAGAGCGCUGCAGAUCAGCAUGAAUGCACCGGUGCUUGUUGAUCUCGAGGGCGAGACAGAUCCGCUAGCCAUCGCAUUGAAAGAGCUCAGAGAGAAGAAGAUUCCUCUUGUGAUCAGGCGCUACUUGCCUGACGGAUGGUACGAGGACUGGACGUGCGAGGAGCUUUUAUAAAAGAAAAAUGGCGAAACAAGUGCAAUCUCCUCAUGAGCUUAGCAUCGGCGUUUUUGGGCUGUCCGGCCAGGAAUAUCAUUAACGGAGAGUUAGGGAAGCACGUCAUUGACAAGAGUUCGCUACCUAAAACAAGGAGAGACUACAGCAUUAAGCUACGUAGCCGUUGCAUGUAGGACACAACGGGCGAAUACGUGCAGCCUCGUUCUGCGGUUUCCACUUGUCGGCCAACAAUGUAUUAGCGUUUUUAAACAGCAGAAGAUUCAAACAAACACGGAUUUUCUAACGCUGAAAGUUGAGCAACAUGACAGUCCCCAGUUGAAUCAAGAGUUCACUGAGCACAUGCAUCUUUCAAAGAGAAUGGCACAGCAAAAGACGAGGAGCUUGGGAUCUACAGUUGAUUUUACUCUUCCGUUGGACAAAUUGCUUGCCACGCUAUUCAUGUCCCUAGUCUCAAAUAUGCACAAGAAGUUGUCUGCACAGCAUAGCAUUACUCACAGCUUGCCGUCUCUGCUUCUAGAUCGAUUAGUUCCACAUCUCUUUCCCGUCCGCCAAAGGAAGGGGCUUGAAGCCUGCGGAAGGUGCGGACAAAAGCGACUUACUAUUUC
Messenger RNA from Verruconis gallopava, 1172 nucleotides. RefSeq lists its product as uncharacterized. The transcript has 4 exons. The record is from RefSeq and is a predicted model, not a curated record. Gene Ontology annotation, biological process: DNA-templated transcription. The coding region runs from base 85 to 567 and encodes 160 amino acids. Gene Ontology annotation, cellular component: nucleus; RNA polymerase III complex; RNA polymerase II, core complex. Gene Ontology annotation, molecular function: DNA-directed RNA polymerase activity; DNA binding. NCBI's taxonomy places the organism in Eukaryota, Fungi, Ascomycota, Dothideomycetes, Venturiales, Sympoventuriaceae.